This is a messenger RNA of Vespa velutina, 8058 nucleotides long. RefSeq names its product retinoic acid receptor RXR (gene Usp). Gene Ontology annotation, cellular component: nucleus; activator ecdysone receptor complex. Lineage: Eukaryota; Metazoa; Arthropoda; Insecta; Hymenoptera; Vespidae. Bases 386 to 1723 code for a protein of 445 amino acids. The transcript is spliced from 7 exons. Gene Ontology annotation, biological process: positive regulation of transcription by RNA polymerase II; cellular response to ecdysone; cell differentiation. The record is from RefSeq and is a predicted model, not a curated record. Gene Ontology annotation, molecular function: zinc ion binding; RNA polymerase II cis-regulatory region sequence-specific DNA binding; nuclear steroid receptor activity.
UAUAAAGGAUAUUGAAAAUGAAAGACUGUUGAGAUAAUUGAAAAAAGGAAAAAGGAUAGCGUCGUGUUGAGUGUGUGUGUGCGUGUGUGUGUGCGUGUGUGUGCGUGUGCCUGUGUGUGUGGCUGUGUAUUCAAAGAAAUUCUUGUUGGGAGACAAGAAGAACCAUCAAGAUGAUGAAGAAGGAGAAACCUAUGAUGUCCGUGACGGCCAUUAUCCAGGGAACGCAAGCUCAACAUUGGGCACGCGGUAACACCUUUCUUUUUCGAGUUGAGUUUUAAGCAUCAUCGAGUUUUGCGAUGCAAGGUCAUCGAUGCACCUGCUAUAAAAUCGGUUUGCAUACGUUCUCUUUCUCUGAACGUGCUGAUCGAAACGAUCGUCCCUUUCGAUGGCGUGUAUGUUCGUUGGCCUUGAAGAGCGAGUCCUCCUCCUUGGCUUUCUCCGACACAGGAAAGGUACUGCAGACAACCAAGCAAGCAAGCAAGCAAACAAACAAACAAACAAACAAGCAAGCAAGCAAGAAGGGUUAAGUUUGGAAAAUAGUAACAUGUCGAUGUCAUCAGUAGGUCCACAAAGUCCGCUGGACAUCAAACCCGACACGGCUAGUCUUAUAAAUCCAGGAAACUUCAGUCCUUCUGGUCCUAACAGUCCAGGAUCCUUCAACGCUGCUGGUUGUCACAGCAACCUCUUGAGUACGUCGCCAAGUGGACAGAACAAGGCAGUUACACCCUACCCACCGAAUCACCCUCUAUCAGGCAGCAAACAUCUUUGUUCGAUCUGUGGUGACCGAGCUAGUGGCAAACACUACGGUGUUUACAGCUGCGAGGGUUGUAAAGGAUUCUUCAAAAGGACCGUACGUAAGGAUCUAUCGUAUGCGUGCCGCGAAGAAAAGUCCUGCAUAAUCGACAAAAGACAAAGAAAUCGUUGUCAGUAUUGUCGAUAUCAAAAAUGUUUGGCGAUGGGAAUGAAAAGAGAAGCGGUACAGGAGGAACGACAACGUACCAAGGAAAGAGAUCAGAGCGAGGUCGAAAGCACAAGCAGUCUUCACUCUGACAUGCCGAUCGAACGUAUUUUGGAAGCUGAGAAACGAGUUGAAUGCAAGGUCGAGCAUGAAGGAAAUUACGAGAAUGCAAUAUCGCACAUUCGCAACGCCACGAACAAACAGCUGUUCCAGCUGGUGGCAUGGGCCAAGCACAUCCCGCAUUUUACCUCGUUGCCGUUGGAGGAUCAGGUACUAUUACUCAGGGCUGGUUGGAACGAGUUGCUGAUAGCAUCUUUUUCUCAUCGUUCCAUCAAUGUCAAGGACGGUAUCGUUUUGGCCACUGGCAUUACCGUCAACCGUAAUUCGGCGCAACAGGCUGGCGUAGGGACGAUAUUUGAACACGUAUUAUCCGAACUCGUAACUAAGAUGCGAGAAAUGGAAAUGGACAAAACUGAAUUAGGUUGUCUCAGAUCAAUAAUCCUCUUCAACCCUGACGUACGAGGUUUAAAAUCCAUCCAAGAGGUCAGUCUACUACGUGAGAAGAUCUAUGCGGCUUUAGAAGAAUAUACACGUGUAUCUUGUCCGAACGAUCCAGGAAGAUUCGCUAAGCUAUUGCUUCGCUUACCGUCCAUUCGUUCGAUCGGCCUCAAAUGUCUCGAACAUCUCUUCUUCUACAAGCUGAUCGGUGAUGUACCGAUCGACGAUUUCCUAAUGGAGAUGCUGGAGUCACCCUCGGAUCCUUAGGAACAAAGGGUGUGCCGCAUUCUGGGGCACACCGAUCUCUGAACAAGAGAGAGAGAGAGAGAGAGAGAGAGAGAGAGAGAGAGAGAGAGAGAGAGAGAGAGAGAGAGAGAGAGAGAAAGAGAGAGAGGGAGAUAACUCGUGGUAGAAAGAUGUAAAGCUACAGGGGAUGAAAAAAGAAAAGGAUAAAGAAAAACAAAUUAACGUGAAAACAGAGCUAUAGGACAACACCAUUACAAAAACAACAACAACAACAAUAACAACAAUAAUAAUAAUAAUAACAUUGAAGAAUAUUAAAAUAGAAAAUUUACGAUGUUUUUUUCCUUAUAUAUAUAUAUUUUUUUUUUUUUUUUUAUUAACUCUGUUCUUUCGUUUUUGUAAAAAAUAUCUCCGGUAUUCACGAGUCAAGCGAGAUGGAAUUACUUACUUCUUUCUUUCUUUUUUCUUCUUCUUCUUUCCUUUUUUUUUUUUUUUUUAUUUCUCUCAUCGUCUUUUUAUUAUUUAUGUAUCUUCGUUGUUUAGAGAACACUUAUAAAUAACAAAUUGCGAAAAUUCCCUUCAUCGUCGAAGGGAUCAUCGAUUCUUUCAUUUUUUUUGUUUGUUUUUUUUUUUUUUUCUCUCAAUUCGAUUCGUAUCGAGAGCGUGUCGGAAAAAGUAUACGACGGAGGUAGACAUUGAUUUUGGUGACUUCAUAUAUAUUAUCCCUCGUUUGUUUACAGUUCUUUCUUUCCUUUUUUUUUUCUUUUUUUUUUUUUUUUUUGUUUAAAUCCUUUCCCUUAUUAUAAUUAUUUAUAAUAAUUACAAGAUAGUUAACAUUGUACGUUCAAAUGUUAUCUCUUUUUCUUCCCUCUUUUAAAAGAGGACACCGAUUACAAGUUUUCCACGUCGUGUAAUAUCGUACGGAGUAUGUAACUGCAUCUAUAUCUUUACUGCCUAUUUUAUUAUUAUUAUUAUUAUUAUUAUUACUACUACUAUUAUUAUUAUUAUUAUUAUUAUUAUUAUUAUUAUUAUUUUAUUAUUAUUAUUAUUAUUAUUAUUAUUAUUAUUAUUAAUAUUAUUAUUAAUAUGAUUAUUUUAUUUUUAUUAUUAUUACUAUUAUUAUUAUAUUAUUUUAAUCAUGUACCUAUUGUUGGUAGAACGUAUUUAAUUUAAUUAUGCCGAUUCGUAAUCGCAUCAGUUUGAGAAGUUAUUUAUUUAAAUAAUUCGUUUCAACAACUUAAACAAAAACCAUAUGUGUGUCUUCUCGUUUUUAUCAUUAAGGAUGCAGUUUACAUAUUGUAUUACUAUACGAAUAUUCAUACAUUCCAACUCUGCCUCGAUUCGAAUCGCUAAUUUUUUUUAAAGAGCCAUUAUAUUGCGCGUGUAUAUGUAUAUAUAUAAUUUAUAUAUAUAUAUAUAUAUAUAUAUAUAUAUAUAUAUAUAUAUAUAUAAUAUACACAACACACAGCUGAAAGCACGUGUCGUCGCACGUGUAAAUUAUAAUUUAUUGUUUUGUAUUUUAGGAUAUAGAGAAGAGACAAACUUACCAAUAAUUAUACAUUACUGAUUAUUACGUAGAUCUUUUUUUUCCUUUUUUUUUUUUUUUUUUUUUUUUUUUAAUUUAAUUCAAUUUUAUUUUAUUUUAUUUUAUUUUAUUUUAUUUUAUUUCACUCCAUUUCAUUUUUUUUUUUUUUCUAUUUUAUACAGCGUAACGUUGUCUGUAACAAAAUAUUAAGGAAAAAAAGAAAAAAAAAAAAAAACCUGUGACAAAGGAGUAUCCGUUUUCAAGGGGUUAAGGAUUCUUAAUAAGAUGAUAAAGUCGAUAGAUUAUUUUGUGUGGAAAGUUUAACUCGUAAAUGGCAUGAUGAUAAUGAUAUGGACAACAAGAAAUAUGAAAAAAGAAAAGAAAAAAGAAAAAAAAAAAAAAAAAAAGAACGAACUACGUUUUCUCAAUGUAACUCUGUCUUCUAUGUCCGAUGUAAACAAAAUUAUAUUUACAAGAAUAUAGAACGAAAGAUAUCUUAUUGUUUAAUCAACAACAAUAAGAUUGUUCCUUGAGUAUUAAAACUUUUUUUUUUUUAAUCGGCAAUAUCAAAUGAAAUUAAAGUGUAUAAGCUUUGAAAAUCUUUGCGAGGACACCUUGUCAAAAUAACUGAUUUAUUCUUUCAACCUGGAAAUGUAGAAAUUACUUAUAGAACGUAACUAAGGCAAAACCCUACUCUCGUUGUUAGCAAUUUACAGAAUUCUGUGAGAUAUGAUUUGAGCUGAAGGACCUUUAAAAAUUUUAAGUCUAAUUAAAUGAUCUUAUGAAUUAAAUAAUAAAUUAUUUAAUAUUAUCUUGAUAAUUGUGAAAGAUUAAUUCAAUGAUUAUAAUAUAUUGAUGGUGCAUUGAAGUAUAUUAUGCAAAUGGCCUUUACUUUUGUACUGUUGAAAGUCUAUGAAAUGGCUUCAAUUUAGAAAAAAGAAAAAAAUUAAAAUUAUAUCAGUAUUUGAUUAAUAUUAAAUAAUUUCUUUAAUAAUUUGUGUAUAGUCGAAUAAUUUUUCUUUUUUCUUUCUUUCUUUCUUUCUUUUUUUCUCCUUUUUUUUUUAUUUUUUUUAUUUUUUUUUUUUUUUUUUUUUUUUAUUAAAUACCACAUUUUAAUAUCUUUCAGCUCUAGUCAUUGACACUGUUUACUCUAGUACUCUAGUAUUCAUAGGCAAAGGAUCAUACUUACACACUUCGAUACUAUAAAUUAUAAUAAUAUUAUUAUAUAUUAUUAAACAUAUUUCUAUUUUUGCGUGAAUGCCUACGAUUGUUAGUUGUUGGUUAUUGUUAUCUACUUGAUGAGAGUUUUUAAUGUUAUGCCUACCAUCAAAAGAAACACGAUAUUAAAUUCUCCAUUUUUUUCAUAACAAGCUGGAGUUACGGUUCAUUUCAGAUGCCUGCUGUGCCAGUUAUGAGUAUAUUCAUGAAAAAUACAGAAUAGUCCUGUAUAGAAGACGGAUAACAGAAAUUGUUGUGUUUUUACCUGAUUUCUGUGAUUUUAAUUAAACCGCGAAAUGAUGAUAAUGAUGAUGAUGAUGAUGAUGAUAAUAAUAAUACAAUGCUAUCGACGUUUCACUAUCUAUGAGAGCGAGAUUAGUUUGAUAAAUUUAAUGAUUGUCGCGCUAUUCUUACCCUUUCCUUUUUCUCGAUUGUUAAUUCUGCUCGAUGGUUGAAACUGAAAGCACUGACCAGAAUUACCUCCCAACGGACGCAUUUUGCGUACACACCUCUUCAAGCUCCUCAAUGUAAAAAGUAAGAGAUCACUUAGGGUUCGAGGGCGCGAAUGCUACCUGUGAAUGAAGUUUCAUAUAAAUCUAUAAAUGUUAAAAAAAAAAAAAAAAAAAAAAAAAUAACAAAAAUCUAUACAUACAUACAUAUAUAUAUAUAUAUAUAUAUAUAUAUAUAUAUAUAUAUAUAUAUAUAUAUUUAUAUGUGAAUAUAUGAAUAUAUAAACCGAACUCUUUCGCGAAUGAUAUACAAAUUUCAGUAGUGAUCGGUAGAUUAUUAAAGCUAAUGAAAAAGAAAAAAAAAAGAAAAAAAAAAAAAAAAAGAAGAAAAUUAACUUAACAUUAUAUACGAUUCAACAUUACUAAGGUAAGAUUAAAGAUUCAUCGGAAAGAUUUUAAAGCGAAGGCAUUAAAAAAGUAUAUUGAUCAUGUAACAAAAGAAUUAAUCAAUUAAGAAUUAUUCUUGAACGAAGGAGAUAAAAUAUGAUGAUUGUCUUUGAUGUAAAUCUUGAUGCUUUUGUCACCUUUUUGAAAUAGUUAGAAAUGGUACAAUACUGAAAAUUUGUAUUUAGAGAUAUUUUACAUAAUAAUGAUGUUCUACAUAAAGAAAGAUUUAUUAAUUAUUUUUAUCAUUCAAAUUUUCAAGAUUUUAUAUAUGCUGUGAUAGAUAAGCUCGAAAUAUUGUUGCCAUUAUUUUCGUUUCUUUUUUUUUCUUUUUUUUUUUUUUUUUUUUUUAUGUUACAACAAUUUUGUGAGGUAACAUUUAAAUCGUAUAUUUCUUAUUAUAUAUAAAAAAAUGAUCUACUAACCCUUACGCGUGCUUGUGCUAAUUUACUUUGAAAUAAGUCUUUCUCUGUGUAGAAUAAUAGAAUGGGGUGCGUAGCAAAGUUUCUGUACAGUCGCAUUUUCAUCUUUGUACUUAUAAUCUUUGUGAUUGCAUCUUAUUAUAUUCAUCCUGCAUGAUUAAAAAGAAAUAUCCGAUCAAAAGAAAAUUAACUCGUGUCAUCGUUAAUAUAAUGACGACAUUCUAGCAUGAUUUCUAGCAUGUCCUACGAUACAUGAUUUUCUUUCCUUGUUAUUGAAAAUUUUCCUCGCACCCAUUCUAUGUAAAUCAGUACAAAUAAGAUUAAUGAUAAUACAAUGUUUAAUCUUUCUGAAUAUAUAGAGAUAUCUGACUCUCUCACAUUAAGAAAUGUCCUAUCGAAUGCUGUACCUUUGCAAAGCUAAUUUAGAAAUCAGAAAACUCUAUACUUUUUGCGGACAUGUCUUAUUAAUUUAUAUAUUCUUAAAACUGCUAAUUUUAGAGAAAUUAACAUAUAUAUGACUGCCACUACGAUUAAUAUUUUUUGGAGUAUUUGCAUUAGUCAAAUAGACCUCAAUCAAUCUUUCUACAAUCUAAAGAAACGACAACAAAAGGAAAAGAAAAAGAAAAAAGGAAAAAAAGAAAGAAAAAAAAAAGACAAAAAAAAAAGGAAGAAGAAAAGAAAAAAAUAAGUAUUAACUAAUUUACUAUGCCAUUUUAUUGUAAAUUAUACACCGUGAAUGCAGUUGGAUGUGAUUUGUUUUUACGAAAUUGAUGAUGACAUUUUUCAAACGAGGGGAAAAAAAAAUCAAGAAAACGAUAAAAAAAAGAUUAAUAAAAAAUGAAAAAAAUGAAAAAAAAAUAAAAGAAGAAGAAACGAAAAAAAAGAAAUUAUAUUCUCUAAAAUUCCAUAAAUUAAUCUAAAACGGGUAGGCAGCUCUCUGAUAUAACAUUCCAUCCUGCAAAUGAUUAUUAUAAGCAGCUUUAGAUAAUUACGGAUACCAAUUAAUCAGUGUCCAAUCCCGUGAUAAAUUGCUGCACCGUUCGAUUCAAUGCCCAUUUUAUUAUUAUUAUUAUUAUUAUUAUUAUUAUUAUUAUUAUUAUUAUUAUUAUUAUUAUUAUUACUAUUACUAUUACUAUUAUAUUAUUAUUAUUAUUAUUAUUAUUAUUAUUAUUAUUAUUAUUAUUAUUAUUAUUAUUAUUAUUACCUGCCUGUUUAUCUCGUUUUUAUUAAUUUUAUAUACGUAUGAGAAAUACACCUUAUAACGUAUAAACCUCUUAAAAUAUCUUUAAUUAUUUUAUUAUAAUUUUAAUAACGAAAUUUCAGUAUUUUGUUCUAUAGUUAGCAGUAAAAGGCAUGUGCGUGUAUGAGUAUGUUAUAUAAUUAUAUGCGUGAUAUAUAUAUAUUAUAAAAAAAGAAAAAACGAAAAAAAAAGGGGAAGAGAGAGAGAGAGAAAGAGAGAAAGAAUUAAAAGUUAUCGCUCGCAUGUAUACAUACAUACAUACAUACAUACACACAUACAUAUAUACAUAAAUACAUAACACAUGCCUCCUGUACUUUCGUAUAAAUGUGUGUUUGUUUGUGUAAUUCCUAGCCCAUCAUCCACAUCAUUAAAAAGCUUUGAAAAAAAAAAAAAAUAAAUAAAUAAAUAAAAUAAAUAAAUAAAUAAAUAAAUCUUGAGCGAUUAAAUAAUUAACAAAUCGCAACACAUACAUACGUAUCCGUUGUAGAUUACAAAAGUGUUUAACUAUCUGUAAGAAUAAUAUUGGAAAUUAUGAUACGCUUUUAUAAACGUGAAAUACAACAUACUUUUUUGAAAGAGAGAGAGAGAGAGAGAGAGAGAGAGAGAAAGAGAGAGAGAGAGAGAUAAUGGUAUGGGGAAAAUAAAACAAAAAAAAAAAAAAAACAAACAAAAUAAUAUAAAAAAAAAUAUAAAGCGUUUGGCAAGAUGGGACAGCAAUUGUUUUAUAAAAAGUAAGAAUAAUAUAUUGACCUGUGUGUGUAACAAUGAGAGUAUAUAAAGUGUAAUGUAAUAUGAAAAUGGAAAUAAUAAACAAACAGAGUUGAGAUUGUAAACAUUUAAAACACGUAAAGGGACACGAGAGAGGAUGAUAUUGUAUAUGUAACUUGUAAAACGGUAUGGACAAAAAAGGAAAAAGAAAAAAAAAAAAAAGAAAAAAGAAAAAAAAAAAAGAAGAAACAUUAACAAUCCCUAAGCAAAGAAAUAUUGUGUAUGAUCUUGCAUCAAGAAAUAAUAGAUCGUCUAUUCUGAUUUAUCUAAAUAAAAUAUUUUUAUGAAGCAAA